Messenger RNA from Danio aesculapii, 1877 nucleotides. It is a transcript of the gene tgoln2, whose product is annotated as trans-golgi network protein 2. The record is from RefSeq and is a predicted model, not a curated record. Lineage: Eukaryota; Metazoa; Chordata; Actinopteri; Cypriniformes; Danionidae. The transcript is spliced from 4 exons. The coding region runs from base 94 to 1404 and encodes 436 amino acids.
UGUUGUACCCGGAACAACAACUGUCAGCGUUGGCGCUUUGUCAGUUUAUCAUCAUCAUCAUCAUCAUUGUGUUUUUGAUCACCGUAUGAAGCCAUGAUGCGAUUAACAGCUCUGUGUAUCGCCAUUUUCUGCCUGUCUCAGGUUUGCACCAGUGCACCAGUGUUAAGAGAAAAAAAGGACACCUCAGCAGACUCGGGGAAUAAAGCUGUUGUACCAGACGAACCGAGUGAUGACAAAACAUCUGCACAUGGUCAGCCAAACCCCAUACCAGAGGAGAUAAAAAAAGAUGUAAAUGGACAGCCACAACCGGCCAAUGCUGAGAGCGCUAAUCAGGAAAAAGAGUCAAAAGAUUCUUCAAAAGAGCCUGAAGAUCCUGCAAAAGAGCCUGAAGAUCCUGCAAAAGAGCCUGAAGUUCCCGCAAAGGAGGCUGAAGUUCCCGCAAAGGAGCCGGAAGUUCCCGCAAAGGAGCCUGAAGUUCCCGCAAAGGAGCCUGAAGUUCCCGCAAAGGAGCCUGAAGUUCCCGCAAAGGAGGCUGAAGUUCCCGCAAAGGAGCCUGAAGUUCCCGCAAAGGAGCCUGAAGUUCCCGCAAAGGAGGCUGAAGUUCCCGCAAAGGAGCCUGAAGUUCCCGCAAAGGAGCCUGAAGUUCCCGCAAAGGAGCCUGAAGUUCCCGCAAAGGAGCCUGAAGUUCCCGCAAAGGAGCCUGAAGUUCCCGCAAAGGAGCCUGAAGUUCCCGCAAAGGAGGCUGAAGUUCCCGCAAAGGAGGCUGAAGUUCCCGCAAAGGAGGCUGAAGUUCCCGCAAAGGAGGCUGAAGUUCCCGCAAAGGAGGCUGAAGUUCCCGCAAAGGAGCCUGAAGUUCCCGCAAAGGAGCCUGAAGUUCCCGCAAAGGAGCCUGAAGUUCCCGCAAAGGAGCCUGAAGUUCCCGCCAAGGAGCCUGAAGUUCCCGCCAAGGAGCCUGAAGUUCCCGCCAAGGAGCCUGAAGUUCCCGCCAAGGAGCCUGAAGUUCCCGCCAAGGAGCCUGAAGAUGCCUCAAAAGAACCUGAAGAUCCCUCAAAAGAACCUGAAGAUCCAAAAGAGGACACGACUGAAAGCGACGAAAAUGCUGUUGAUGAAAAUGACAACGGUAUAGACGAUGAAGUCUUGAAUGUUAACCAGCCUGCAUCUGAAAGCAAAUCAGUGGUUAUAAAGGACAUUCAGAGCAAAGCAGAAGACGAUUCAGAGUUAAAGGAGAGCGGCGAGAACAGUCACUUCUUUGCGUAUCUGGUGUGUGCCGUCAUUCUGGUGGCUGUGCUGUAUAUUGCCAAUCACAACAAGCGCAAGAUUAUUGCAUUUGUCGUUGAGGGCCGGAAAUCAAGACAGACACGGAGACCCAAAUCAUCAGAUUACCAAAAACUUGAACAGCAUUGAGAAAAUCCCGCCGCCAAUGGCUGAGUCAAAAUAUUUGAACUGUGAUCUGGAUGACUUGAAUUAUCCACAAUGCGACAUACACUGUAUUACCACUCACAAAUCAUAUCAAACCCUCAACCAUCCAUAGCAUGUCAGGUAUGCUGGAAACAAGUCUAAAAUGUCGGGUCGUGAUCUUUAUUCAUAGGAAAUCCACUAUACCGUACAUAUUGUUGGUUCAAUCUGUGGCCUCUUUUUCUAUUUCGGUUUCGUUUGAGAGACUAUUUCUCAUUUUGUUGCUGGGGGAAGUGUGUAACGACGGAACAAAGUUAUGUGUGUUUGUGAUUUAUUAUUACAUGUUCUUUUCGUCUUGAAUGUUGUGUUAUGGGAUACUAUUGGGAAUGAAUGAGGACACAUUUAUAAAGCACGAGACUUGCACUUUCUAUUGCUUUUGAUUAGAAAAUGACUUUUUCUGUGUGUGUGUGUGUGUGUGUGUG